AUGUCUUGCGGGGAAAGAGGUCGCCAAGCAGCUGUUGCUAUCUCUUCGCUCUCCGUUAAAGAUCCGGGGCGGGGCAGAUUGGGUGUAGCAGCUUCGGAGUCUGUCGGUGAGGUAGUAAUCUUCAUUAUCGUCAGCAAGCGCUACGAUGAUGACUUUAGGAGGUUGUAUUUCGGCAACAUGACUGCGGGGUUUUUCGAAGUUGCCUACAUUACUGUGGUGAGACUUCGGAUGGCACAGUUCACCGAGUUGACCUGCGGAUGGCGCGUUUUGUUGGUCAUGCAUGUAUGCUCGCGGACGGGGAGGUCGGCAAAGGUGGCUGUUGUUGGAUGCAUCGCCAUCAGAAUAAUUUCAAAUCCAGAUGAUCGGCCUAAUACAGCGCCAAAAUGGAUUCGGGUCCGCGCCUCAAGGUCUUUUUUUCUUCUAGCAAGCUUCGACCCUUCGUGCAAAGGACCAAUGGCUGCUGCCUCAGCUCGCGCCCAUGGCCUCUUUUUUCAAACAAUCAGCUUCUUUGGGAGGAAUAUGUCUAUUGCGGAAUAUAGCUUGAAGAUUUUAUCUGUCAGCUAUGACAGAGAACUCGUUGGAAGAGAAAGAAUGAAGAGUAACAUCAUCCCACCAUUGGAUCUCCUUAAGCAUCUCCCGUAG
Molecule: messenger RNA, 642 nt
Organism: Fomitiporia mediterranea MF3/22
Lineage: Eukaryota; Fungi; Basidiomycota; Agaricomycetes; Hymenochaetales; Hymenochaetaceae
Exons: 2
Coding region: 1-642 (213 amino acids)
Source: RefSeq, a predicted model, not a curated record